UAUUUCUAGGGUUUUACUAGGGCUUCGAAUUUCUUGGUAUGGCAGGUAUGAUCUUCCUUGCAGCACUCGCGCUUUGCAAUCUCGCCAGCGGCAGCAGCAAGCUCGACGCCAUCGGCUUCCAGCGCAGAGAUCUCUUCCCGGAAGGGAUCGACUGGGACGAAAAUCACGGCCGAUUUCUGCUAGGAUCCAUGGGCAGGGGCUCCAUUUGGUCCCUCUCCGACACAGGGAAGCUCGACCUCUUCGUGGAGGACGAAGAUUUCUCCGGAAAACACCCUGUCCUGGGCGUGAGAGUGGAUCCCUCUCGCAACAGAGUCGUCGCUGUGAUCCACAAUUUCGACGACUCCACGCCGGCCUUCGAUGCCGUGGCGAGCUACGACUUAGAUUCCAGCGCCAGGAAUUUCCUCGUCCGCCUCGACAGCAUUGGAGCUCCUGGAUCGACGAAGAAACCAGUGGCGAACGAUGUCACAGUCGAUCGAGAGGGAAAUCUCUACGUGACAAACUCGGCGCACAAUUUCAUCUGGAAGGUAACUCCCGACGGUAAAAACGCGAGCGUUUUCACCGAGAGCACAGUUUUGACGUCGCCGCCGGUGGUGACAAAGGACGAGCACGUCCGGCCUUGCGGGUUAAAUGGGAUCGUCUACCACUGGGACAACUAUCUCCUGGUCGGGCAGAGCAACACGGGCAUGCUGUUUAAGACCAACUUGCGAGGCGAUCAAGCCCACCUGGUGAAGAUCUCCACUCCACUCGUGGGUGGCGAUGGCAUGGCGCUGCGCCAGGACGGUGCUUUGAUCGUCGUCUCCAGCUCCAAGGCCUGGCUGCUGAGGAGCAGUGAUCACUGGCGAAGCGCGAGCGUGGCGGACGAGUUGCGAUUGAAUGAGACGGGCUUUGCCACCGCCGUGACGGUCCGGGACGGCCUCAAGGCGUACGUGCUGUAUAGCUUCCUGCUGGAGCUCAAGCGGGGGUCCUCCAGGAGUGACUUUCUCGUCGAGCGCGUGGAGUUCCCAAAGGACGCGUACGAUGAUCCGGUGUGGCUCAUUCUCGUGCUCGUCGUCGCGGUGGUGCUCGUCUUUGCCUGGAGGUUCCAGAUGUCUCGUUUCUUCGACGACUACAGGAGGAAGAGGCAGUGACCACUCAACUGAUCAACAGAGACGAAUAAAAGAACCGGGCUUUUACCAGGA
This is a messenger RNA of Selaginella moellendorffii, 1178 nucleotides long. RefSeq lists its product as uncharacterized. The record is from RefSeq and is a predicted model, not a curated record. The transcript has a single exon. Gene Ontology annotation, cellular component: endoplasmic reticulum. Lineage: Eukaryota; Viridiplantae; Streptophyta; Lycopodiopsida; Selaginellales; Selaginellaceae. The coding region runs from base 39 to 1127 and encodes 362 amino acids.